This is a messenger RNA of Ostrea edulis (European flat oyster), 3324 nucleotides long. Its product is annotated as cyclin-I-like. The transcript has 7 exons. Gene Ontology annotation, cellular component: cytoplasm; nucleus; cyclin-dependent protein kinase holoenzyme complex. The record is from RefSeq and is a predicted model, not a curated record. Gene Ontology annotation, molecular function: cyclin-dependent protein serine/threonine kinase regulator activity. Lineage: Eukaryota; Metazoa; Mollusca; Bivalvia; Ostreida; Ostreidae. Gene Ontology annotation, biological process: regulation of cyclin-dependent protein serine/threonine kinase activity; mitotic cell cycle phase transition. The coding region runs from base 381 to 1367 and encodes 328 amino acids.
CCGUAACAUCAUUCUGCAUAUUAGUUGCUGUAAUACAAUGCAUAUUGUUUAUAACUCUAUCCUUGUGUGUUGUGUACUUGAACAUAACAACAGAACCGAUUGAAGGACCUUGUUUGAAUGAUACAAUUUUUUUUAUACAUGCGGAUGAAUAUGCGUCUACACCAACGGAACUACAUUUGACCCUUACCAACAAGGAAUUUCUUUGGAACGCAAAUUCAACCAACAGCUCUUUUUAUUUUCGUUUCUAUAUGACAGAAGAUGGAGUUUUAAAAACAUCAAUGUAAGCAGGAUAGUGUUAAUGGAACAGGGGAACAUCCUAGUUCAACUCUCGUUCCAUAUUUCUCAUCAGUGUGUUGGUGCAGCAGUUCGGGGUCGGCAAGAUGGAGUCACACAGCAGAUUAGAUGCUAAGCAUCUGAUGAAGAUGCUUGGGGAGCACCUUUCAAAAUGCAAUCAGUGGUCACCAAAUGUGUACAAGUCCAUAGGAACCUGUGAAGAGGUUCUGGGUCACCACCGAGACAGAGUUGUUGGUUGGAUUUUGUCAUUGAAUGCAGAGUUCCGAUUCACACCAGAAACUCUUGGACUGGCCAUUUCUCUCCUGGACCGCUUUAUGAAUCUUGUAAAGGUCCGCCCUAAGUAUCUUCCCUGUGUGGCCAUCUGCUGCUUGUACAUAGCAGCAAAAACCCUGGAAGAGGAUGAGGUAAUACCGAGCACCAAGGAUCUUGUGAAGACCAUUAGGUGUGCUUGCUCUGUGGCAGAAGUUCUGAGGAUGGAGGCAAUUAUUUUAAACAAACUGUCCUGGAAUGUUAAACAAGUCACAGCGAUUGACCUUCUUCACAUUAUCCAUGGUUUGCUGAUGAGUUGUUACCCCAGACUGCUUGAUGGACUGAUACACAUGACUCCCUCACAGCAUUUAAGUAUGAUGAUGCGGAAGAUCUUCCACUGCCUGGGAAACCACCAGCUGGCAGUCCUCAGCCCCAUCAGACUUGUGUUGUCCAUUGUCAGCUUGGAGCUAGAACAAAUUACCCCAAACUGGUUAUCCAUCGUUAACAUGGUCCAGCAAGUUGCAGAGAUCAACAGUCAGACCUUUAUUCACUGUCGUGAAGUUACUGGUAUGCACUUGUCCAAACAUGGUCUUUUGCCUUCUGGAUAUCAAUUUAGAGUAAUGAAGCGUUCCAAAUCUAUCAAGAGAAAGGCAGUGGAUGAUGCAGAAGAGGAGGACUUCUAUGAUGGCAUUAAACGUCUCUAUAGCGAGGACCCCUUCGAAGUUACUGCCUCGUUGAGGAAGUCAUGUAGCUCAGAGUUUGCUCAGCACCAAGACACUGAUGGGAAAACAAAUUUCUUCAUUCCAGCUGUCAGUGCCAAUUAGAACACACCUGUUCUGUUGGCUGACAAAGCUUAUCUAUCCACACACACACUAAAAUCUGUUGAACAACUUCUUAAAUUUCGAUUAAAACUGUAAUUAUUAGCAUAUUAAGUCAGUGUUAGGUUAUAUUAACUUUCCAAGCAGUUACCUAGAUGAUAAUUAUACCUUGACAAUCAUGGAGAUAGCAGGUACUAUUUUAUAGAUCUUUCAUAGGCGAUAUAAAAUUAUUAAAUGCUAAAACGUGGAAAAUGAUAUUGGUUUCGAUAGUUAAUGUUCAACUUCAGACAAAAUGAUAGGCCUGACAUGGGAUAUUAUUUAUACAGAUAGGCUUUGUUGAGAUAUUUGCUGGUAGUAAAAACAACAAAGUUGCUCAGAGUUUAGAUGUUUAAGUGCUGAUACAGAAUUACUUUUCCUCCAGCCUGUAUGGUUGUAUAUCUACAGAAGUUGUUAAAGUAUUGUUUUAUGUUAAGAAUUUUGUUGUGUAAUGCAUCAAUACAGAAGCCACUUUACGUCUGUCUUUUCAGUUGUGACUCUUUCGGUUUUGAUGUGAAAUUGUUUUUAAAUCGAAAGUACACUUGUGUAUGUGACGUCUACAGCAUAAUUAUGAAUGCAAGGAAUUUGAUUUGAAAUUAGAUGGAAAAGCGAAAUGUAGGUGCUAUGGCGAUUCCGGUGAGAGAUAUUUACAUACAGUGAAGUGGCUUGUGUAUUUUACUGUAGUGCUUUACUGUUUUCAGAUUAUUAUUUGUUUUGAAGUAGAAAUGAGUAACCAUGCGGGCUGAAGGAAAAGGCAGAAAUAUGGCUUAAAAAAAUUACAUAAACGCCACCAACCGCCGUACUUACUUAGCUGUGUUUUAUUGUCUUAAAAUUCUUGUUCAGUUGAAACAAGAACCAAAAAAAGUUUAUAAGAAAAAUGUAAGAAAAAAUCUCUUCAGUUACCUUUAUCAAACAUAACUAUAGAUUGUACAUAGAUAUAUAUGUAUAUAUCAAAUUUUUUUUUUACUCAUUUCACUGUAGUCAAAAGAUCUUGUGUAUAUAGAAUAAUUUUAUAAUGAGUAUGUUUAUGGUUUACAGUGAAUUUCCACCCAAGCAAGGGCAAGGAAAUGUCUCAGGCAGCAUAAUUCCAAUGACUAUGAAAAGUGUUAGUUUUGUAGCGAUAUAUUUGGACCAGUGAAAAGAUCGAAAUAAUAAGGUGUGAAGGUCAUUAUAGUGUAUAUAAGAUUUAGGAUUUUUGUUUGCUGAAAACUAAUACUGGGUAAAAAUUGAUGAAUUUUAGUGUAUGAUUUCAAUUUUCCCUCCAAAUACAUACCAGUAUGUAUACAAAACUUAAUAUAAAAGAACAAAUUAUUGCAAAAUGUACUGGGAAGCAAUUUUUAAUGAUGUGUACGAGUAUUGUAAAUAAGAUUUUAAAUACUCUUUUAUAUAUAUACUAAGAAAAGAGUGAUUUAUACUUGCCAAGUUAUGUCAGAAGCAGGUGAGAGACUGAUAUUAUAUAAGGAGGGACUGAUCUAAAUAAACUGUAUGAAAAGUUUAGAAAUGCUUUACAAAUUGGGACUGUACUGUACUACUUCCAUUCCACUGAGAUCUGUGUAUUAAAUUGUUGCAACAUGGAGAGAAUGUGAUCAGAAAUCCGCAUCAUAUGAGAGAAUACAGUGUGAAACGAAAAGUGUUACAUGUAUAUUUAAUUUUUCAUUCAUUGUUGUUAUUAUACAUUUGUUAUAAAUUCAUUUUAGUCCCAUUAGACUGUUUAUUUAAAUUGUAGAAGUUACCAGACUUGAAUUUUAAGUUAACAGCUAGGUGACUUUUCUAUCUAUUUCUAACAACUCUUAAUUUUUCUGACUUACACAAUUAUAGACUGGUAACUUCUACAAUUAUUUGAAAGACAACACAAUGUUGUAAUCAUUGAUGGCUGUGUUAUGUAUAGUACAAGAUUUGAAUGGCAAUAAAUGAAUUCUGGUGGCAA